This is a messenger RNA of Closterium sp. Naga37s-1, 3870 nucleotides long. NCBI's taxonomy places the organism in Eukaryota, Viridiplantae, Streptophyta, Zygnematophyceae, Desmidiales, Closteriaceae. The record is from the annotation of a GenBank genome assembly.
AUGGUGUCGGACGCGGCCAAGCGCAAGGCGGCGGCCAAAAAGGCAGCGCAGCUCAACCGCACCGCGCAAAAGGCUUCCGCUGUUCCCGCGGACACUUCCGCAAAACCCGCAGAUUCUUCCGCUGCUUCCGCCGGUGCACCCGCGGAGGUAGCAGCUGCCGUGGGUGACGGGGGAAGCGCAGGUCGUGGAGAAAAUGGCACUGCGUCAUCCGUCGAAGCAGGAGCGACGGCUGGACCGCCAGUGACACGUGUGGUCUUUCCGCCCUCCCUCACGCCCAAGCAACGCGCCGCAUUGCAUGGUGAGGGAUCUGAUAACCGCUCACUCUCUCAGAUGCUGCCCACUCAUUCACUCACAUCCGUUCCCAUCCAAGUAGAGCUUGCGGAGACUCAUGGGUGGGAACACGAGAGCCGGGACAUGCCGGGCGGCUCGCAUCGGCAGCUAGUGCUGUGGCGGGAAGGUGGGGAGUCUGAGGGGGAAGGCAGGACGCUGCAUGUAGGAGCGGAUGAUGGGCGGCAACAGGAGCAGCAGCAGCAGCAGCCAAUAGGAGCGCGCCAGCUGGGAGAUGCUUUGAAGCAGCACUUGGGGUGGGAUGUGCCUGCUGACGCGCUUGGUCAGCUCAUGUUACGAUGUGCUCACCCACCUAUCUGCUCAGCUUUGGGUCCUUCUUUCGCUCCCUUUCAGCGUUUUGAACACACUUGUCCACACGCUUACUCCUCCUGCACCUCCUCCUCCUCCUCCUCCUCCUCCUUCUCCUCCUCCUCCUCCUCCUCCUCCUCCUCCUCCUCCUCCUCCUCCUCCUCCUCCUCCUCCUCCUCCUUCUCCUCCUCCUCCUCCUCUUUCCCCCUCCACCCCUCCAUCUCCGCCCUGCACACCCACAGGAUGCAGAGGUGGCGUUGGCAGAAGAGGCAGCAUCCACGCGUCCACUGGCAUCAGCUCAAGCCAAGGGGCGCUUGCUGUACCACCUGCAGUGCUCUCACUCCCUCCUCCCCUUUCUUCCUCACCCUUCACAUUCCCCACCCGCCCGUCGGCCCUCACCCACAGGACGCGGAAGUGGCAUUAGCAGAAGAGGCAGCGUCCACGCGCUCACUGGCGUCAGCGCAGGCCAAGGGGCGAGUGCUGUGCCACCUGCGGUGCACGGAGGCCACAUCAGGCCUCAUGGGCAAGACUCUCCUCACCCUCGUCUCCAACAAGGCCGGAAAAGCCUCCAGCAAAGGCGCCACAGCAGACGCCGGACCUGCAGGUUCGGGAGCAGGUUCGGGCUCGCGAGCGUCUGGGCCGGUGCUGCCGCCGCACAAGUUCACGCCGCACGACGUGGUGGCGAUACGGGCGAACAAGGCGGAGGGCGCGCAGGCAGCGAUAGCGCAGGGCGUGGUGUACCGAGUGAGGGAGGAUGCGGUGGUGGUGGCCGUGGAUGACGUGCCCGAUGGGGAGGGCCUGGACGCCCCUGUGAGGAUAGAGAAGCUGGCCAACGAUGUCACGUACAAGCGCAUGCGGGAUACGUUAGGGGCGCUGAGUCGGACGGGAGAUGUGGGCGUGAGCACGGUUGGGAGGCCCGGGGCGGCGCUCAUCCCGGUGCUCUUCGGUCAGUCAGAGCCUCGCCUGGCCAAGGCCCCGCCGCCCUUCACGCCUUUCAAUCGCUCGCUGGACGAGUCACAGAAGGCAGCUGUUGCCAAGAGCCUGUCUGCGCACCACGUGGCUCUCAUCCACGGGCCACCGGGCACGGGCAAAACAACCACUGUGGUGGAGGUGGUGGUGCAGGAGGUGAAGCGGGGCAGCAAGGUGCUGGUGUGUGCGGCGUCCAACAUCGCUGUGGACAACCUUGUCGAGAGACUCGUGCCACACAAGCAGGUGCGGGCAGUGAGAGUGGGGCAUCCCGCACGACUGCUGCCAUCCAUCCUCAACUCCUCCCUCGAUGCCUUGGUGCAGCAGUCGGACAACAGUGCGCUGGCCAAGGACGUGCGCAAGGAGAUGCAGCAGCUGUCAGGGAAGCUGCUUAAAACGAGGAUAAGGCGGGAGAGGGGCGAGAUUCAGAGGGACCUGCGGCGCCUGGGCAAGGAGGAGCGGCAGCGGCAGCAGCGGGCCGUGCAGGAUGUGCUAAAGGACUCCAAUGUUGUGCUCACCACUCUCACAGGCUGCUUGUCACGGCACCUUGAGCCUCUAACAUUUGAUUUGGUGGUGAUAGACGAGGCAGCACAAGCUUUGGAGGUGUCGUGCUGGGCAGCGGUGCUGAAAGCCCCGCGCUGCAUCCUGUCAGGCGACCACCUGCAGCUGCCGCCCACCGUGCAGUGCGACGAGGCUCAGAAGCGCGGCCUCGGGGUCACUCUCUUCGAGCGCCUGCACCGCCUGUACGGGGACCGCAUCACAUCCAUGCUCACCAUUCAGUACCGCAUGCACCAGGACAUCAUGUGCUGGGCGUCUGACGAGCUGUACCAGUCGCUGCUGUCCGCGCAUGCCUCGGUGGCCAGGCACGGGCUUCCGGACCUGCCGGGGGUGGUUCCCGGGCCUGUCACGGAGGCUCGGCUGGUGCUUGUGGAUUCGACGGGGUGUGAUGAUGUGGAGGAGCAAAGGGAGGAGGAGGGGGAGAGUUUGCGGAAUGAGGGGGAGGCGAGGGUAGUGGUGGCGCAUGUGAGGCGGUUGCUGGAAGCUGGUGUGGAUGCAGGGGACAUAGGGAUUGUCACACCGUACAGUGCACAGGUGGGCUUACUCAAGUCGUUCAGAGAGGAUUCUCGGCAGCUGGCUCGCGUGGAGAUCAGUACGGUUGAUGGGUUUCAGGGGAGGGAGAAGGAGGCCAUUAUCAUUUCCAUGGUCCGCUCCAAUGACACUGGAGAGACAAACAGCAGGUAUUCAGCAAUUAUAUCAACGGAGUCAAGCAACCCCGAAUCUGCUGAGUACUUGCCUGCGGGGUUGUGUUGGAGCUCCUCCAUCCAUGACGGCCCGAGGAUCUCAUUGAACGAAACUGAAAACUCUGAUCAAGAAAGUCUUGAAUCUCAUGGAAAUAAUUCCAUUAGUCCUGGUGGCGUGAUGAUCUAUGGUGAUGGGUGCAAACAAUGCGAUGUUGGCCAAAUUUGCUCUCUCUACAUCGCGGUGCAAUCACCAGCACACUGGAUCCCUGCUUCUGCAUCUUCCUCCCUUCAGUGGGAUAUGAUGGUCACGCUUAAAGGGCCUUCCCUGAUUCAUGUGCAUCUGACAACAGUGACGGCUGAUUUUCCAGGACAGUCGGUGUUUCUUGCCUCCUAUACUCCAUGGGACGCUGGUAAUUACAGCAUGGAAUUUCGUGUUGAUGGCUCUAAUUUGAACUACACCAAAGGCUGGAACCGUCUAGGACAACAUGUUUUUGCACAGAUACCUGUUUCGGUGCUUCACGGAAGCCAGCCACGUGAUUGGCUUGAGCAACCCCAACUCGAUGGAGCCGAUAUGGAUCUCUCAGCGGUCACGAGUCCAUGUGCACAUGGGAUUGCUGGUCGGUGGCUUGCAGGCAGUGACGACACGAAUCAAAAUGGCUUGACCCAUCUUAACACAGCAACUGGUACCACAGAAAACUACAGGUGGACAUUCUUCAGCUGCGCUCGUGCUGCUUCGUUGAAUGACAUGCUUUGGGGAUUGUGGAAGGCAGGAGUACGGGAGGUGAAUGUGAUUGGAGAUUCACACAUGAGAGGGUUGAUCAUGCACCUCUGGUUCAUGCACACUGGCACAGCGCAUAAUAUGACCCUGGUGAAGCAUGGUGACAUUUCUUACACCCUCAACGUCACUGCACCAGCUGCAGCAGGGGAUGUUUCAGCUGGUGGCGAAUUGGUGAAGGAAGGCGUUAUUCGUGUGAAGUACAACUGGCUGGAUGGCAUAUAUGACAACAAUGUGGCAGGAUGCUCGUAA